This is a messenger RNA of Ixodes scapularis (black-legged tick), 2715 nucleotides long. Its product is annotated as 3-hydroxyisobutyryl-CoA hydrolase, mitochondrial. Gene Ontology annotation, cellular component: mitochondrion. The transcript is spliced from 11 exons. Bases 161 to 1330 code for a protein of 389 amino acids. NCBI's taxonomy places the organism in Eukaryota, Metazoa, Arthropoda, Arachnida, Ixodida, Ixodidae. Gene Ontology annotation, biological process: L-valine catabolic process. The record is from RefSeq and is a predicted model, not a curated record. Gene Ontology annotation, molecular function: 3-hydroxyisobutyryl-CoA hydrolase activity.
CUGUCGCUACGGUCGAAUUACGCUAAUUAUACAGUGCACUUUUGCAAAGCUGACGCCUCCUUUCCCCCUCCGAGUGCUUUCCACGGCACAGGGUAAAAGCAUCGCUACAAGCGCACUGCUUUACGUCAGGCACGUGAGAUAAAAACUGGGAAAUAGCAGAAUGUCUUUCCGUGAAAUUGUGCGGACGUCGACGACCUUUGGACUGGCGAAAAGAUUCCUGAAGAACCAGACCAAUUUACAUCUCCAUCCUGUGAGAGCCAUGUCGACCGAGGCGGGCAAUGUGAUAGCAGAGAGGGUUGGCAACAAAGGCGUCAUCACCCUGGACAGACCCAAGGCCCUGAAUGCCCUCUCCCUCAGCAUGAUCCGGCAGAUCUACCAAACCCUCAAGAAAUGGCAGGCAGAUCCUGGCAUGAAGAUGGUGAUCAUCAAGGCCGAUAAAGAUUCCAAAGCCUUCAGUGUUGGAGGGGAUGUCAAGGCUGUCGUCAAUGACCAGGACUCCAACCUCAGGGACAUCUUCUUCCGAGAGGUGUACAUCCUCAACAAUCUCAUUGCCAACUUGACGUUUCCCUAUGUUGCUCUCUUGGAUGGUGUCACAAUAGGAGGGGCGAUGGGCCUUUUUAUCCACGGCACCUUCCAAGUGGCGACGGAGAGGACCGUCUUUGCCAUGCCAGAGACUGCCAUAGGCUACUUCCCGGACGUCGGGAGCAGCUACGUUCUUCCCAGGCUACCGGGGAAGCUGGGCCUCUUCUUGGGGCUGACGGGGUGUCGGCUGGUCGGCUGGGAAGUUUUCAAGGGGCGCAUCGCCACGCACUUCUCCUCCUCCCAAAGGCUCGAGCAUGUUGAAGGCGACCUGAUGCGUAUGGCGAGCCCCAACAUUUCGGAUAUUGGCAAGAUCCUCCAAAAGAAUCAGGACCUGUGCGAGACAGAGUUCCGCAAGGAGCUUGACUUCGAGCAGCUGAUGGGCCGAAUCAACUCGGCCUUCAACGCCCCCAGUGUCGACGCAAUUGUAGAGAACCUCAGCAAGGAUGCCUCGGAAUGGGCCCAGGCACAAGCAAAGAUCCUCCGGAAGAUGUCUCCGCUGUCUCUGAAGGUGACCUUCCGAGCGUUUCAGGAGGGUCCCGGGCUCACGCUUCAGGACGCGCUAAAGAUGGAGUUUCGCCUUUGUCAGCACUUCAUGGAGGAUUCAGACUUCUAUGAAGGCGUCAGAGCAGUGCUCAUCGAUCGCUCGGGUGAGCCCAAGUGGAAUCCGGCAACACUUGCGGACGUCACGGAAGAAAAGGUGAACUCGUACUUCGCACCACUCCCAGCCGACAGGGAGCUGAGGCUGUGAGGUGGACGCUCGCAGCGAGCGGUACGUGCGGAGGGAACGCUGGAGAAGCCGCCCUCUGAAGACGCCGUGGUUGGUGUUGAGGUGCACGCCGCUCGAGCUGGCAAACGUGUCGAGUGACGGCUUGCGAGUUUUAGAACGCUGCCUAUGCCGUAUGGUUUGUGUUCUUCAGAUCCGCCUUCCUUGAGCCCAUAUGGUUUCUACCUGCAAAUUGUUUUUCCCAAGUGCUUCAUUAUGCAGCAUACCGUGCCGAGGCCGAAAUGUUAAUGAUGUAAGGGCAGGAACCAGAUCAAUCUGAAUUUUUAGAAAAAGGAUAUGUUCAGUGUUUAGUGUACCUGGUUUAGAAUGGCAAUUGGCUUAGGUUACAUUUGCUGCAUAUCUAGUGUUGGUAUUCAUUAUUUUUUUCUUACAAGGCCAAUCGUUAGUUGCAAGUUUUAUUUGCAAUGCAGAGCAUCAUGACCGCGGCACGUGUCUCACGCAAGGCAUCCCUUACUUCGUGCCAUGUUCUUCCAUAGCCAGCAAUAAGGUAGUAAAAAUAUAAGUAUACGGAGGCUUUGCCGAUGAUGAUGUCGCAACUAACUGCCCAGCAGGCUCUUUGGGCCGGUGUACAAAAGCUCUCACUUUAGCGCUGUUGCUAUAUGUGACGGCCAGAUUUGAGAUUAUCUGCGCCCCAAACCAGGUUCCAGUCAAGGUGGAGGUUACUAACAUGCUGGAAGCAUUUGCCCUGGGUAGCAACACCGGGGCAAAAUGGUGUUGCAAGCGCUCUAACAAUCACUCGGCAUCUUUUUUUCGGGCAUGGAAGAGUGUUAUGUAUAUGUGAGGAGUAAAAGGAGACCAAUGUAAUCUGUGGAAUUGAAAUGCAACUGUGCAAUAAGUUUUGGUUAACUCUCGGGAGCGAGUGAGGAACUCGCAAUGCCGUGCCUCCUGUAUUUUCUGUACAUAAAAAGUUGUCUGAUCUGCACUGAAUUUUUUUUUUAAAUGCAGGGGUAAAGGUGAUGAUGAUGCAGUUAAUGCAAAGGUGCAAGUGAGCUGGACAGGAAUAAUGAUAAAUAUUUUUUGGAGAUUUGUGUUUGCCUUUUGUCUCUCUUGUUCCCCUUCUCCAGGGAUAAUUAUCGUUGUAGCUACUUCCCCAGCAUGGCAUCGAAGUAAAGGUUAGGGGACAAUGGGGGUGGCUUACAAAAUGAUAUUUGAAACCUCUUUUCUCGACAAACGAGCACCGAGAUUCAGCGUGGCAUUUGUCGAGCAUGUCACCUACGAGGAAAUGCUCCCUCUCUAAAAGUGCCAUACUCGGUCCAAACGAAGCAAAUCGGGCGAAUGCCGCAGACCAGUCUCCAAGAUAAAUUUGUGCACGAAGAGCUCAUAUUUUUAAUAAAACACAUUUUUUCCUA